AUGGCAAACUCUCAGCCACCGUUACACUUGACCGGAACUCCUGUUCCUCCAUCGGGCGAUGCUUGGAAGACGUUGCUCACCGAAGCCGUUGAGGAGUACGAGAGGAUCACUAGGAAGAAGCUGGAUGAGCUGCCGUUUGCUCAAGACGUGAAGCGAUGCAACACGGUGGACGAUUUCUGCGUUAUUCUGGCCCAGCACAAGCAGACUUUCGGAGACUUCCGCUCUCAGGACAACGGCAUCAGACGCGUUCUCAAGCCCCUCACGGCUGUCCUGCAGUUCGUCAUCAACCCUGUGGCUGAAGGGACGUCCGCUGUGGUUCCGGGAGGGAAAGGGAUCCUUGUUGCUUUUGCGGCCUUGCUCGAGGCUACCAACAGAGUCAGCACCAAAUACGACUCGCUGGAACUCAUCCUCGAUCGGUUCCAGCCCUGUUUAACUCGCCUAGACAUCUAUCUCAUCAAGCUCCCUGCGGCUCACCGUCAGCUGCUCCACAACACGUUGCUGAAGAUUCUGGUCCUCAUAAUCAAGACAUUUGGGCUCUUGACGUUGUAUAUCCAGAAAAUGCCCAAGCCCAGUAAAUUCCGGCUCCAGCCAGCAAAGAUGCGCAUAAAGGAUUGGGUGCUCCAGAUGCUUGGAUCUGAUGAUGUGCAAGGUGCUCUCAAUGAGCUUGACCAGCUCACCAAGGAGGAGAGCCUUGCCACAUCACUGGAGAACCUCCUGGUGUCAUUGGGAAUACAAAGGUUGAUUGUUGAGGAUCAUAUCCAAACAUGGCUUGAUCCCUACAACACGGGCAAGCGUUUUGAUGAUCUUUCUCAAGUCAAGCAUGAUGGAACAUGUGAAUGGUUCUUUGAUGAGCGAUUUGAGAAGUGGAUUGGGUUGGAAAACUCAAUGUAUUGGGUCCAUGGCAAGCCAGCUGGUGCUGGGAAGAGUGUAUCAAUGUCUGCAGUGGUUGAGCACCUGGAGACUGAGAAGGAGCUCAUUGCAUUUGCAUUCAUCUCUUAUCGUGAGGAGAAAUCUCAGCACUUGCAAAGUGUCCUGUCUGCAUUGGUAUACCAGCUUGCAACCAAGGCAAGGUGUUUCCAUGACCAACUCAGGGUGUCCUAUGACCAGCGUGGAUCAACUCUUUCUGCAUCACCACCUACACUGUUCCAGUGCCUUCUGGACAUGAUCAAAUGUGCACCAAAGCAUGUGAUCAUUCUCAUUGACGGCCUGGAUGAGUAUCCAAACCCUGGCCGCACUCAAGAUCUUUUGCCUUUCUUACGAAAGCUACAUGGUGCCAACCUCAGCAACCUACGCCUCUUGUUAGCAAGCCGGCCAGAGCAGGACAUCCACCAUGUUCUUCAAACAGAAGCAACUCAUUGGAUGAACCUAGAAGAGAAGGCCGGCAGUCGUAAAGAGGACAUCUCAAGCUUUGUCAGAGCUCAGAUCCAGGAGCAUCGUCCAGAUUGGUCACAUGCUAUUCAGAGAAAGGUAGAGGAGAUAUUGACAGGGAGGGCAAAUGGGAUGUUUCUGUUGGUCUCAUUGCAGAUGUCCCAUCUCCUGAUGUGCGAAACAAGUGACAUUGAAAAAGAGUUGGCAGAGUUGCCUCGGGAUGUCACAGGAACAUAUGAUCGGAUCAUGGAGGGACUCCGGGCCAAUGGGUCUUUCCAUCGCUCUCAGAAUCUGCUUGAUGCUAUUGCCAUGGCUUCAUAUGCACUAAAGGAGUCAACUGCAGCAGCUAUUGUGAUGGUUGGUGUGGACUGGGUCAAUGGGACUGGAGCACCACAGCCACCUGAUCCAUUUGAUGCCCGGGAUGUGAUCCGCCGCUGUGCCUCAUCAUUCCUUGAAAUCAAUGGAGCUUCGGAGGUUCGAUUUGUCCAUUUCACAGCCCAGGAGUAUGUGAAGCGGCUCAAUGGUUUUGAUGCGGACAAGGCUGAAGCCACUCUUUUCAUGGCAUUGACCACCGCAGCCUUGCUGGGACUAGUUGACCGGGUGGACAGAUUGCAAUGGCACUUCUCUGCUCAUAGAGUGCAUGAGGUGGAUAUGUGGCCUCUGCUAUCCCGGCUUUUGGAUCCACCCAAUGCACUGCUACCGCAAAUACUGGACAAACUUGGGGAGACCUCAGCAGGAUCCUUGGAGGCAAUUGAUUAUGAAGCAGAGACAGGGCAAUCAGCAGCUGAGUUGGCUGUGGUGUUUGACAGCUGCUUGCACUGGGCAAUGUAUUACAAUUUUACUGUCAAGGCCAAGGCACUGCUGGUGGAUUUGGGCCACCAGAGCAGCCAUUCUCGGCCCAUGCAGGUUCUCAUCCAUGCUGUCACAACAGCCCUCAAGCAAAAGAAUCCUGGGGGAUACUACUUACAGCAGAACUCAUGGGCUAGACCUGAACCCAGAGUUUCAGAUUUCAUAGAUCUUCAGCACAUUGCAGACCAGCUUACUUCUUAAUAUUCUUCUGUUGUAUGUACAUACAAGAGAACACAUGCAUCCCAU
This is a messenger RNA of Mycena citricolor, 2463 nucleotides long. The record is from the annotation of a GenBank genome assembly. Lineage: Eukaryota; Fungi; Basidiomycota; Agaricomycetes; Agaricales; Mycenaceae.